AUGGCAUCGAGCUAUGAAUCCGUUGAAAUGAGCACAGCUUCUGUGGAGAAAGUUUUGGAGUCAGUGAUUUUGCAGGUGUCUUUGUUAGAUGCAAUUGAUGGGGCUGAAAAUCGUCCGAAAGGACUAUCGCGCAAUAAAGAUACUAUUAUUGACACAAUCGGGGCUGCAAUAAGGGAAUUAAUAAAGAAAGGAGAAGAAGUUGCUCAAAAACAUUCUGGUGUAGCAGAAAAUUUUCAAGUUUCACUGGCUGAUAUCCGAGUUAUUGGAGAACACUUCCAUAAGUCAGUGGGUUUAUUUUUGGACAAUCCGGCAGAUGAAGGAAUGCGCGAAGUACUUUCACAAGCUGCCCGUGGUCUCCUAUCUUCUGUGACUCGGAUUGUAAUACUUGCUGAUUUGAUUGAUGUUAGCCAACUUCAGAAUUGCCUUGAAAGCAUCAGACGUGACGCAGAAUGUCUAGGCCUUUUAACCGACGAAAGAGCGAACCUUUUGCAUCCCGAUAUGGCGACGGUGGAUGCUUGCCGCAGCUUUGCAGUUAGUUUUACAUGUGAGGCUGUAAGUCAUUUGGAGUAUCUAUGUGGCAACUCGCGCGCUCAGGAAACGCUUCCUCCCUUACACGGUCAAGCUUUAUCGCGACUGAUGAACGAACUUGUGAGUUAUGUAACUAAAUUGACUAGCGAAAUCUCAGCCUUAGUACAAGCUGCUGGCUUGGUGGAUCAGCACCAAACCGAAAUAUUUCGUCUUGUUCAACAGCUUGACGAAGCUGUUAAUCGGUUUAUUGAAGCCUGGGAGUUUGAGACUUCAACUGGUUUGCGAAGCUACCUAAAACCCAUUGACGAUGUCUGUGGACAAAUCCGUUCGUUAAUAUCAAGAGCUGCGAUUACGCUGUGUUCAGCAGCUUUCGUUUCUAAUGACUCAGUUCUCAGACAAAUGGAGGAAUCUUCCAAGUGCACUAACGAAGAAACUUUAGUAUCAGCUGUUACAGCGAUUCAGCAACAAACGUCAGACCUUAUCGACGCCGCUUUGUGCCUUUGUGGCCUUUCAAAUGAUGUCAAUGCCGUACGGUUUGUGCGGGUUACAGCCUGCGCUUUGGAGCGACUUACUCCCCAAAUGAUCAAUGCUGCAAAGGCGUUUGCAUUAAGGAAUCAGACGUUAAUUAUCAAGGAAAACUUCUCUCUCUUCCUUGGUGCCUACAAGUUUUUGGUACAAAAGCUUCGUGCGGGAAUGGACAACAUGACGGACGAAUCUGACUUUCUGGAGACCUACGAAAAAUUAUUGCAAGGUGACAUUCUGGCGUGUCAAGUAGAGGCUGAAGCGGGGAAAACAGGUGGUCUCAUGAAUAUGUCCCGGGUGCUGUCUGCCCGUUGCUCCCGAAUUAACGAAUUUAUCCUUACUGAACUUGAGGCCUUAGAGACAGAUGGGUCAGAUGCGAUUGAGGUUACUAAAAUCUUGGAAAGCAUCCAAGAAAAUCUAGUUCCGCAAUUCUCAGAGGCUGCAAGGGAGUUUUGUCGUCACCUCCGGGCACGAAAUGCAUCGCUGAAUUUUGAGAGCCUUCGCCACAUUGGUGAGGCCAUUCAGGGUGCAUUUGCCGAUAUCAGGCGCAUUUUGGGGACAAUGUCUUUACACAGAAAAGAUCAUCACCAGGAGCUUGCAAAAACCUGCUUUAACUUACAAUCUCCUCAGUCAGAUAAACUGCGUCCUUCUCGAUCAGUCGAGUACAACGGAUCAGCGCUUUCGUCCUGCGUCUUCAUCGACCACUUUACCCUACUAGACUCGGUUAAGAGUUCAAGCACUCAGGGGUCGCAGUCGUCACCGCUUCAUCUACUUCGAAACGAGGCGCCCGGGAGUCUUGUCGAUGCGAUCGAUAGAUUCUACGCUGAACGCACGAGUCUUAUGGGACGGAUUGGUGGAUCUAAUAGCAAUGAAAUUGAUGGAGUAAUUUCACUAUCUCGAAGCAUUUGCUCUCGCCUUACAGACAUAAUCGAUCACUUGGAAAAUGGCGGAAGGGGAUCUAUCAUGACUCACACCGAACUCGUCCAGGUAGCUCGUGAGGUCUCGCAAAUUGCGGCCGAAAUAAAUGGGUUUAUCGAAGAAAUUGCACGCAGCUCCUCUGAUCCUAGUAAUAAGAUGGAUCUACUUGAUUCUGCGAGAAACAUAACCUUCUGCUCUCACGAGCUGGCCAGUGCGAGUCGUGUCAAGAAGAACAUGGAUGCAAAAACUGACAUAUUUUUCCUUGAUAACGCCAUCUCUUUAGUCUAUUCGGCGAGCAGCUUGAUGUCUGCUAUCACGCAGGCCAUUGACGGGGCUCAACUCGCCUCAGACCAAAUGCCACUUCACCCUAUCGCCGCCGAUCCGGCAGUCACGCCUCGUCACAUCGCCCGCGGCAUCCGUGACACUGCUCCAUCCACAUUCGUCGUUAAAGUUGACCGAGCGUUUAACUUUACUUCUUAA
Molecule: messenger RNA, 2448 nt
Organism: Mesocestoides corti
Lineage: Eukaryota; Metazoa; Platyhelminthes; Cestoda; Cyclophyllidea; Mesocestoididae
Source: the annotation of a GenBank genome assembly